GUUUUUUUUUUUUUUGUUUUUCUGUGUCCGCCUUUUCAAUUCCUCCUCCUCCUCCUGCUGGGCGUCCCAUGACCAGGAAUCGAUGCUCCGUUUGUUUUCACGUAAAACGAGAAAAAGCUCUGAUAGUCAUCUGGUCGAUGAACUGCUGGUUACAUUUUCUAAUCUUUAACCUUCAAUAAUUUCUCAGAAACCCAACUUUGCGACUCUCCCCAAAACCCCGAAUCUCUGUUCCACAAUAUGACUUUUUUCUUCCAAUACCUCACCAUCAAUCUGCUCUCAAGGAAAAGAAGAAGAAGAUCUAUCCCUCCCAUCUCACAAGUCACAAAAAAAUCGUCAUCAUCUGCGGCAGCAGGGGCAUGCACUACCAUAUUGGACCUUCCAGGCCACAUCCUCAUCGACAUACUCUCAAGGCUACCUCUCGGCUCAGUCUUGUCCUCCAGGUGCGUAUGUACAGCUUGGAGCACUUUAGUCUCAGACCCUCUUUUCGCUUCCCUGCACAUCGCAAGAGUUCAACCCCUCGAGCUCUUGCUCCGCGCCAAUGGCCUCGGCUGUGUUUCCACAGCCCUUCACUUGGUCGAUGUUGAUUGCAUUGUCAAAACCGCUCCACCUCUUGAUCUAAACGAGAGGCAGGAGACGAGGCUUAAUACCAAAAUGUUGCUCCCGAUUCCCGAAUAUAGCAUUGAGAGCAGGGGUGUUGAUCAAAAUGAUAGUAGCAGCAGUAAUAGUUUCUUGGACCGUGAUUAUGGUAUUGUUAAUUCUUGUAAUGGGUUGCUCUGUUUGAGCAAAUCCAUAUAUAACAAUCCUCAUAUUAUAUGCAAUCCGUUCACGGGUGAGUAUGUAAGUAUUCCCAAUUCUCAAGGGGAUGACAGGUUUUGGGGUCCUGUUGUUCCGGGUUUUGGUUAUUGUCCGAGAAGUAACAAGUACAAGGUUGUGAGAUUGGGAUUUCGGCUUGAGAAUAUGUUUCAGAGUAUGGCUGAGGUGUAUACGGUUGGAACAGCGUCCUGGAGGAGCAUCGGAUAUGCUCCAUUUGAUCUUGGUGUAUCUUUGUUUGCGACGUAUCUGAAUGGUGUCAUUCAUUGGGUAAGUGAUGAUGAGAAGGGUCCGGUUUUUAUCGUGGCUUUUGACUUUGAGGUGGAACAAUUCAGUGUGGUUCCGUUGCCUCCUCACUUCGGAGAGACACACAAAGUAAGAGAAAAUUUGCACCAUAUGAAUAUGGGAGUGUUAGGAGGUUGUCUUUCUGUAUGUGAUGUCACUUUUGUGGAUCAUUUUGAUAUAUGGGUGAUGAAGAAGUAUGGUGACCCAACGUCUUGGACUAAAGAGUAUGUUAUACAGACACACUCUGGUCACCUCCACCGGCCGUUGAAGGUCCUGGAGAAUGAAGAUAUAUUGAUGAUAUGGGAUAAGAGGGAAUUGGUAUUAUAUAAUCCUGUGGAAAGAUGUUUUAGAUAUCUAAGGAUUCAUGGGGUUCUGUCAGUGUUUGAAGCACUUAUUCAUGUACCAAGUUUCCUCCCACUUAUGGAUGCCGUUGUUGGAGAUAAUCUGAAUGUGGAAAACAUAAAAACAAGUUCUGAGAAUGAAUUGUUGGAAGGAGCUGAAACUCUUUUUCUAGUGGAGCAAGGCCAGCCAAGAGCUGAAUCACAAUCACCUUUACUUUGGGGAGCCAAUGAUGAAAGGUGAUGUGUUAGUUGCAGAUGAUGAGGUUUGGAGCUGAUAUUGUCUCUGGUGUGAAGAAUAUUACUAUGUUGAGCUGAAUGCUCAGAUCUUUGUGUGCGUGCGUACACACAUCCGUACACAUACUUUGUGUCACUGAGGUUGGCCAUUUUUAUUUUUUCUUAGCCUGUUCAUUCACGCAUUACCUAUAUCAUAUAGCAUUUGAAAAAGCAAAGCUAUUUUAUAUAGCUUCAUUAUCAGGGUUUCAUGUUCAUUGAAGGAAAAGAAGGCAUGGGCUUUUAGUGUGGUCAAGUAA
Molecule: messenger RNA, 1966 nt
Organism: Juglans regia (Persian walnut)
Lineage: Eukaryota; Viridiplantae; Streptophyta; Magnoliopsida; Fagales; Juglandaceae
Product: F-box protein At3g07870-like
Exons: 2
Coding region: 238-1677 (479 amino acids)
Molecular function (GO): protein binding
Source: RefSeq, a predicted model, not a curated record